AUGCAAUGUCUCUUCCACGUGAAUCUUGACCACUUUAGUUUCCAACCAGAGAGCUACAUAAUUUUCCACCAGAAGUACCUCAUCAGCAGCCAUUUCUGGCGCAAAGGUGGCCCCAUCUUUGUCUACACAGGCAAUGAAGCUGAUAUUGAAUGGUUUGCUUCCAAUACCGGUUUCAUGAUGGACAUUGCUCCCAAGUUUCAGGCUCUUGUUAUCUUUAUCGAAGUAAAAGCUUUUCUAAAAUCGCCUAAAGCAUCAUCUCUUGUCCUGAAGAAUCUAACUUUAAAGUUAAUGCUGGCAAUCUUGAUAAGAAGCUUGAAGCAGAAUCUAUCGUCUGAGGCAUCUCCUGUCGUAGUAUUUGGUGGCUCUUAUGGUGGAAUGCUUGCAGCGUGGUUCAGGCUAAAGUAUCCGCAUAUAGCAAUCGGCGCAUUAGCAUCCUCUGCUCCGAUUCUUCAGUUUGAUAAGAUUGUUCCGUCUUCAAGCUUUUACGACACCGUGUCUCAGGAUUUCAAGGACUUGAGCGUUAACUGUUUUGAAGUCAUCAAGAGAAGCUGGGGAGAACUGAACUCUUUCCUUACCAUGAAAGAUGGCACACAAGAACUCAGCAAAAAGUUCAGAACUUGCAAGGAUCUUCAAUUUAUCCCUUCAGCCGCACAGUGGCUAGAAUCAGCCUUUGUUGAUCCAGCCAUGGUUAAUUACCCAACUGCAGCAAAUUUCAUGGCUCCACUACCUGCUUAUCCAGUGGAGCAGAUGUCAAAGAUCAUUGACGGUUUCCCACUAAGAUCUAGCAGCAAUCUUGAUCGUGCGUUUGCAGCUGCAAGUUUAUACUACAACUAUUCAGGUUCAGAGAAGUGCUUCGAUAUAGAAAACCAAACUGAUCCGCAUGGACUCAACGGUUGGGGAUGGCAGGCGUGCACAGAGAUGGUGAUGCCAAUGAGCCGUUCGAAUCGAGCAUGUUUCUACCAUUCGAAAACGACAAUGGAGAGCAAGAAUUUUGUAUGCUGGCAUACGGUGUCAAGCCUCGACCACACUGGAUCACCACCGAAUUUGGUGGAAAGAUCAAAUAGCGAUGGUGUUGAAAGAUUUGGUAGUAACAUUAUAUUCUCCAAUGGAUUGCAAGAUCCAUGGAGCCGAGGAGGGGUUCUGAAGAACAUAUCGAGCACCAUCAUUGCGCUUGUGACCAAGAAAGGAGCUCACCAUACGGAUCUCAGGGCUGCUACAAAAGAUGAUCCUGACUGGCUGAAAGAACAGAGGAGGCAAGAAGUUGCCAUUAUAGAGAAAUGGAUCAGUGAGUAUCACAGUGAUUUGAGACAAGAAGAGCAAGACUUAAUCUUUUCACACUACUCGACAUUGUUGUUCUGCACUUCGGACUCUGUUUCGUUCGAUCGAGCAUUUUUAGUUGUAUGCUCUGUAGCGAUGGUUCGUCGUUCUGGAGAUUGCAUGAGAUGUCUGGUGAUUUUCGCGGUUGUAUCUGCUUUAGUUGUGUGUGGACCUGCUCUUUAUUGGAAAUUCAACAAGGGUUUCGUUGGAUCCACACAGAGGAACUCUGUUUGUCCUCCUUGUGUCUGUAAUUGCCCACCUCCUUUGUCUCUCCUCGAGAUUGCUCCUGGACUUGCAAAUCUCUCUAUUACAGAUUGUGGAGGUGAUGAUCCAGAGCUCAAACAGGAGAUGGAGAAGCAAUUUGUGGACCUUCUGACCGAGGAACUGAAGCUGCAAGAAGCAGUUGCAGAUGAGCAUAGCCGUCAUAUGAACGUUACUCUAGCAGAAGCUAAAAGGGUUGCAUCUCAGUACCAAAAGGAAGCUGAGAAGUGCAACGCCGCCACUGAGAUUUGUGAAUCAGCUAGAGAGAGAGCUGAAGCUUUGUUGAUCAAGGAGAGGAAGAUCACUUCUUUGUGGGAGAAGAGAGCUCGGCAAUCAGGUUGGGAAGGUGAGUAA
This is a messenger RNA of Arabis nemorensis, 1932 nucleotides long. The record is from the annotation of a GenBank genome assembly. NCBI's taxonomy places the organism in Eukaryota, Viridiplantae, Streptophyta, Magnoliopsida, Brassicales, Brassicaceae.